GUUUUGAUAAAAUUCCACUAAAAAGAUGUCGGACAACGUCUUAAAUCGCAAUUAUUCGGAGGAUGACGACACCAGGGAUGUGAUCGCUGCCACUGAGUCAAACAUUGCGAAUGAGGCCAGCAAGCGCAUCUGGCAGCCAACUGUCCAGGACGGCACCGCUGGCAUCUGGGAGCCACCGGAGAAGCCCCUGCCCGAUAUCGUGAGUGAACCUCUAAUGAGCGCCGAUGUCAAGGCUAUGCUUGCUUCUGCCUCGAAAUUUAUACGCGAAGUGGAGCGUUCUCUCUAUGCAGACAACAGCAAGGAUCCGGAAAGUAACUCCGAGGAGUACUUCAAGGCAGCCGAGAAUUAUUCGCUAUAUGGCGAUAGUUUCAUGGACUUUCCCAAGAACCCGAAUGAGCAGCCCGCAAAACCUCCGCCGGGGUUCGAGCCAAAGUCCAAUCCCGCCUCGGCAGUCUACCAAGGCAAUCAGGUUGCGGCAGUGGCUGGAGGAACCGGCGGGCAAGGCUACUCGGGGGUAAGUUCUGCUCAGGGAUCCACCUCCUCCGGCAUAGGCGGCUUUCCAUUGCCACUGCCGAAUGCGAAUCCGCAGAUGUCAAACCCAGCACCGCCAAUGCCUCAGCAGCAGCCCCCACAUCAAAUUUCGCCAGAGAUCAUUGCUAGAGCCAUAGCCGAGUUAACAGCUCUGGCUGGCGGUGGAACUCCCAUCGACACUGGAAUGUUAUUUCCGAAUGCCUCGCAGCUUCAGGCUCAGCAGCAGCUUCAGGCUCAGCAGCAGCUUCAGGCUCAGCAGCAGCUCCAAGCUCAGCAGCAGCUCCAAGCUCAGCAGCAGCUCCAGGCUCAGCAGCAACUUCGGGCUCAACAGCAACUUCGGGCUCAGCAGCAGCAGCAGCAGCAGCAGCAGCAGGCGGCCAAUCAAUUCCGUCAACGGCAGCAACGGCAGCUACAGGCCAAUCAGCUGCUCCAGCAGCAGCAACAGCAGCAGCAGCAGCAGCAACAGCAGCAGCAACAGGUGUCCAACCCUGCACUCGCUACUGCCGCCGUUAUGUAUGCCAAUCUCGAGCUGCAGACGCAGGUGAACUUGCGUCAAAUGCAAAUGCAAAGGCUGUGCCAACAGCAACAACAGCUGCCAGCACGUGGCAUCUAUGGGAAUAAUGGAAACGGGGCACAUUGCACACCGCCCAAAGAUCAUUCCUCGGGUGCUGGCCGCAACUAAGCGGGAGACGAUUUUCUUGGCACACAACAAAAUUUGCAAGUACUUCAGAAAUAUUUUAUACCAAACCUCGAAUGUAGAAUACAACCAACUUUCAGACUAAAA
Molecule: messenger RNA, 1315 nt
Organism: Drosophila guanche
Lineage: Eukaryota; Metazoa; Arthropoda; Insecta; Diptera; Drosophilidae
Product: general transcriptional corepressor CYC8
Exons: 2
Coding region: 26-1213 (395 amino acids)
Source: RefSeq, a predicted model, not a curated record